Messenger RNA from Triticum aestivum (bread wheat), 3497 nucleotides. RefSeq lists its product as uncharacterized. Lineage: Eukaryota; Viridiplantae; Streptophyta; Magnoliopsida; Poales; Poaceae. The transcript is spliced from 6 exons. The record is from RefSeq and is a predicted model, not a curated record. The coding region runs from base 615 to 1031 and encodes 138 amino acids.
GGCUCCUCUCCCGCACGCGCCGCCUCCUCCUCCCCACCAGCGCCUCCCUCUCCUCCUUCCCCGCCGCCACCCGACCUCCUCCCCGCCCGCGCCUCCCUCUCCUCCUUCCACUCCUCCGAUCUGGCGCCGCCAAACCCUAACGCCCCGCCCUAGCCCCGGCUCCCACGGCAGGGAAGGAGGAACGCCGCCAGCCAUCCUCCCCGUCCAUCACCGCCACGCCAUCACUGGCACCUACUCAAGGCGUGGGCGCUACGGGUCAACCGCGUCGGGGAGAUGGGCGCCACGCAGCGGUCGCCGGAUCCGUUUUGCUACAAGUCUGGGCGCGUCGGAUCCGCUGCUCCUCCCGCCCCACCGCCCACGACCCCCUCUCCCGCAACUCCGGCCAGCCGCCGUCGAGAGGUCAACUCUGGCCGCCUCCACCACCACCCAUUGGCAGGAGCGCACCUCCCCCUCCCCCGCUACUCCUCCUCUACCACGUGUUCAUCACCGGGAGGAGCAGCGGAUCUGCCUGGUGGCGUCGCCGUAGGCUGAAGGAGUGGCGGACCAUGGUCCUCGAGUUACUGCACCUCUGGGAAGAAGACGACCUGAGGGGGGUUGGAUCCUAAGGGGCAGAGAUGCAGUCCUCCAGAGUUGUUGGGAAGAAGAAGAUGGCCCUGCGUCCUCGAGCAGGAGCAACUGAUUCCCAAGUUGCCGGUGCUUUGUUCGACAAGGAGCAUCUCGCCGUCACCUUGGGUGCAGCCGUCCGGUGGAAGGCGCUCUGCCUUUUUCAGAAGACGAGGAGGAUCGGCGGAUCCAUCCCCCCCUCCUCUCCAGCAGCUCGGCGGAGACAAAAGAGGAGGUCACCGGGAGAUGACGAAAGAUCAAAGGAGGAUGAUUUGCAAGGUCGAUCGACAUAUGCGACAAAGAUCCUGUUGUGCACAAGCAUACUCCAUACAUUGUUAUCCUCAUGGGGCUUGCAGAAAAAUGGGUCGAUGCGCGUGAUGGUCAGUGACCUUCGGCCAGGCAAGAGAAAAGGGAAUUUAAGGACCUAAUUUGAGCCGUAUGCUUAAACCGCGAGUCAUCCAAGAAGUGGUCCAGUUUUACACAGUGCUCCUAAUAGUACAAUUAAGGAAAAUAGUUAACUCCCUCAAUGAUUUGGCCCUUGACUCCCUCUCAAUAUGGAUUCCCAAUGCAUAAUGGACUACCAAACAAUGUUAAGGAGCCAUAGGUAAGCAAGAAUUCACAAUUAACAGCCCUUGUAGCUGUGAUAAUAUGACAUCAUGAUAGUUUGGUAAGCAAGAAUUCACAAUUAACAGUCCUUGUGGCAUUUACAUACAUGUUGGGUUCAGAUAGACAUAUGAAAUACCUUGAUGCUGACCCUAACAAGCCCAACUAGACCAUAUGAACGUGCAGCAACCAAGACGGUAUUUGCACUUCUGCAUAUACUAUCUAAUUUCGAUACAGAACUCUCUGGAAGCUGCAGUGGUGAAAAUUUGGUGCAUACUUCAUAUAGAUGUUCUUCUAGAAUGUGCAUUUUAGGAUCAAGCAUUUUCUUGAUUUUCAUAUUGAAGAUCAAGCAUUUUCUUGAUUCUCUUAAUAUGGAGCUUUGACCAUCUCUUUGGUGACCAGUUUGGAUAAUUUUAGUUAUAGCACCCACGCAAAUUUUGUUUCUUUCUGUAUAUUAUCAGUCUUCUCAAAAAUUGAAGGAUUGGUAAGCCUUUUGGUAUUAUAUAUUUUUAGUCCAUGUUAGGAUAUCUGUCUAUUGUAGGUGAACUGGAGCUUCCACUUUUAUCAAUGUUGCUUGUGUAAAAUAUAGACAUAGCUUUUCAGGCAAUUCUGCUUUGUCAUGGAGAUGAAAAGUAAUUAUUUUGGUGUGGUGAAUCAAUUGUUUUGCUGGGUGAGAUAUAUCCCUCUCCUUGUUUUCUAUUUGUCAGGUUUCAUUUGAUUGAGGUUUAUAAGACAAGAUUGCAAGUUGUAGAAAGGAUGUACAUAUAUGUACUUUUCUGUAUAGGUCUUGCCUUGUGAAAUUAUGUAGUAGUGUUUGUACUUUUUUUUUCUUAUAUCAUGGUGUCGCCUGUGAGUGUUCCCAAUAGUGUGGACUAAGUAUGCAGCAAUAGUGUGAAUCAAUCUACACUUGCAGCAUGACUGUUUUUUCGCCCUGGGCCUUUUUAUUUAUGUGAUAGAACUUUCUUUAGCAAUACACCAAUUCAGAAUAUUCAUAUAUUCUUUUCUUAGUCAUUUUCAAUUUUUAUAUGUUGGCGAAGAACUUACUUUAGCAGCAUAGUGCUAACAAACUUACUUAGGGUAUCAAACAGUGUACAACUAAAGAGAAUUCAAUUAGCUGGCUUGUUUGUAAUCAGUGGUCUAGGUAGGUUGCAAGGAAGAGGGCUUUUGUAUCAUUCUUCUUUUGAUUUUUUGGAUCAGUGGUCUAGGUAGAUUCCAAAGACGGGGAUUUUUGGUGUUGGCUUCUUUGGAAUUAGUGGUCUAGCUAGGUUCCAUGGAGGAGGGAUGUUUGUUUGUAUGUUGGAUAUAAAAGUAUCAAGUAUCAACUUGAUCUACAUCUGCUCUUUUGCUUUUACAUGGCUCACACGGUCAUGUUAUGUAGCUUCAGAAGAGAUUGCAGAUCAUAAGCUUGCAAGGAUAAUUGGUUAGUGAUUCUUUAUCUUUGAGGUUCACCAGGAUCACAUUGCAGGUAUAACCUUCAUCUCUUUUUCAAAAACAUGCAUCUUUAUGUUUUGUAUAAAUAUAUGUUUGCUGUUUUGUGAGUGUGCUACUGCGCAUUGCUUAUAUAUUGCUAGAUCUUCUAUGAUUUAAAGUGAAGAUGAGUAUGUUCCUUGCAUCUCAGCAUUUCACCCUUUCCGCUUUAGCAGGAUAUACUGAGGAGAUGCUUUCUUUGACCGUCCGUUAAUUAUAUAUUAUUUACUCACACUUGAUAAAUAUAUAUGAUAUUUUGAGUAAGAAUUGAAUCUGAACGUGUGCUCUUGUCCAAAAAAGAGAGCAUGAAAUGAUAUAUUUUACCUAUGAAUCCUCUUCAUGUAUAAAUAAGCAUGCAGAUUGUUUUUGAUGUCCUCAUAACCUGUUAUUAUAAACCAUAUAUGAUUAGAAGACAAGAAAGAAUGGCAAAGAGGCACAAGAUUCUCAUGCCAAAGAGAUAUUCCUCACUCAAAGGAUUUUGACUGACGAGUCCAGGUUUGGUACUAAUUAUGAUCACUUUCAGGUCCAUUUGCAGGUUUGGUUUGAUUUUCCUUUAUGAUGCAGCACCAUCAUUUGCAGCAUGAGGACAACAUGAUUGUAGCUAACACCCUCUUUAGAAAGAGAGAAUCACAUCUGGUGACUUUUAGUAGUGGCCAACACUCUAGCCAGAUUGAUUUCAUCCUCUCGAGAAGAGAAGAUAGGCGUGCGUGCCUAGACUGUAAGGUGAUACCUGGGGAGAGUGUUGUACCCCAGCAUAAGCUGGUGGUUGCUGACUUCCGCUUUCGGAUUCGUGUCCAGCGGGAUAAGCGUGCCAAGGUCGCUAG